GUCAGCUGUGGUGUGAUGUUGAGAGUCUCCUCCCUCUGCCCCUCCUCCUGUCUCUCUUAUAGCACGUCCCUGCAGUCUCUCCUUUAUCUGCUCGUCACACCGCUCAUCUCUUCACUCAGCACCAGAGUCCCAUCACACAUGGACACCAUGCUGCCAGCACUCUGCUCUCUCUUCACUGCUCUCACAUGUGUCAGUGGUGUGACUGUGGUGACACAGAAGCCUCCUGUUCUCACACUGACUGCAGGACAGACGGCCAACAUGGACUGUAACCUGGGGACUGUCACUACUGAGUCUGCACGCUGGUACAAACAGGUUCCUGGAGGAGUUCCUCAGCAUGUGAUAAGGCAUUAUCAUGGCUGGAGCUCUCCUAGCUAUGGAUCUGGUUUCUCGUCUCCUAAAUUCACAUCAACAUACUCGUCUAAAUCAGAUUAUAAACUGAUAAUCAGUAAUGUGGAGGUGGGAGACUCAGCAGUGUAUUACUGUAACACAUGGGACAGCUCUGCUAAAGAAUACGUAUUCGGCCAAGGAACAAAGCUGAUCGUCAGCGACGCUGCUCUCCCGUCUCCUGUUCUGAAGGUUCUCCCUCCGUCCACUGAAGAGCUGAAGACUAAAAAAGCCACUCUAGUGUGUUUGGCCAGCGACAUGUCUGUCGGUUUCGCUGACGUGAGUUGGCUCGUGGACGGGAACUCGGUCACCAGUGGAGUCGUCACCGGCUCUGCACAGCAGCAGGACAAUAAGAAGUUCACACUGAGCAGCUAUUUGACCAUCGACAGCUCCGAGUGGGACAACGACAAAGUCAUAACGUGUGAAGCGUCUGCUGGAGGAAAAGCCGCAUCGGUGAAGAUUAACAAGUCAAAAUGCAGUGAAUGAACCAGAUCAUGUUUCACUUGUUAAUUGUUCAGUCACAAAUCCUUCUAAGACCCGUAGUUUACACUGUAGAAAAUAAUUUCUUAUUCCUGAGACUGUAAUGUCCUGAUCAUGUCAUUGUUUUGCUUUUGUGUUUGAAAAAUAGAUUGAAGUUUAAUAAAGCGCAUAUCAUGAAAAGAAAUUCAA
Tachysurus fulvidraco (yellow catfish) is the source of this 1053-nucleotide messenger RNA. RefSeq names its product immunoglobulin lambda-1 light chain-like. NCBI's taxonomy places the organism in Eukaryota, Metazoa, Chordata, Actinopteri, Siluriformes, Bagridae. The transcript has 5 exons. Bases 16 to 870 code for a protein of 284 amino acids. The record is from RefSeq and is a predicted model, not a curated record.